Colletotrichum karsti is the source of this 1419-nucleotide messenger RNA. RefSeq lists its product as uncharacterized. NCBI's taxonomy places the organism in Eukaryota, Fungi, Ascomycota, Sordariomycetes, Glomerellales, Glomerellaceae. Gene Ontology annotation, cellular component: cytoplasm. Gene Ontology annotation, molecular function: oxidoreductase activity. The transcript is spliced from 2 exons. The coding region runs from base 1 to 1419 and encodes 472 amino acids. The record is from RefSeq and is a predicted model, not a curated record.
AUGACAGCGCAGGUGGUCGAGUCGUACAUCACCCGCGACCCGGGCUUACCUGUCCAAAACCCGACGCCAUCCUACUGGCAGCAUGUUCCUCACAUUCUCUCCAAUGUUCAAUCACCACAGCUACCGGCCGAGGUCGACAUUGCUGUCAUCGGCUCCGGCAUCACUGGCGCGAGUGUGACCAAGACACUGCUGGAUAAAGAUCCCAGCGCCAGAGUCACUGUCUUUGAGGCACGAACUCUCUGCUCAGGGGCAACCGGCCGCAACGGCGGCCAAUUGGCCACCAAUGCCGGAGAGGUGUACUCUGAGCUGAAGGAGCGUUUUGGAAGCGACAUGGCUGGUGACAUUGCCACCUUCACGUUCAAAACCUGCGACCGGAUGCGCGAGAUUGUCCAAGAGUACGCCCCUGUCGAAGGAGAGUAUCGGGAUUUGACCAAAGUCCGGGCUUUUCUGGACGAGGCUUCUUUUGCCAAGAUGAAAGAUAGCAUCCAGCAGAUGGAAGCCGACCAUCCCAGUCUCCGCGGGAUUUACAAAAUCAUCGACGCCGACACUCUGCUCAAGGUUCACGGCGUGCAUGGCGCAGUCGGCGGGGUGACGCUUCCUGCUGGUGCUCUGUGGCCGUAUCGUGUAGUUAGCGGCGUCUUUCAAGGCCUACUUGACAAGUACGCUGAUCGCCUCACCAUCGAAACCAACACUCCCAUCACCUCAGUAGAGCGUGCGGACGGCAGAUACGUGCUGAAUUCGCCCCGCGGGAGAACAUCAGUACGCAAAGUCAUGUAUUGCACCAAUGGCUACAGUGGCUACCUGCUGCCCAAGCUACGAGGGGCAAUUUUCCCGGUUCGCGGAACCAUGAGCGUGCAAGACCUGGGGCCAAACGUGCGCAACAGGGGCGCGUCGGAGUCUUUCGGCUUUCAUUACGAGCCAUACUAUGACGAGAAGACAGAGACACUGGCAGACGGCCUCUGGUAUCUCACUCAGAACGCCAAGACAGGCUACUUCUUCUUCGGCGGCGAGAAGGGCACCGCCGAUGAGUCUCUGACAGCGGAUGACUCGUCGGUCAGCCCCCACACUCUGGAGCACCUGCAGAACAUCCUCCCGAAGUUUUUCGACUACAAAGACGUGAAGAAGGAUCAGUUGGUAAGCGCUUGGAGUGGCAUCAUGGGCUUCACGGCAGACGGAGCGCCCUUUGUCGGCCAGCUCCCGGCCUCCGUCACCGAUCGGGGAGGUGAGGAUGAGUGGAUAGCGGCGGGAUUUGCAGGCUACGGCAUGCCCUACUGUUGGUUGGUGGGUGAGGCGGCCGCCAAGAUGGCUCUUGGGCUGGACAUCACAGGGUUGUUACCGGCGGCAUACGUCGUCAACGAAGAGCGAUUCUCCCCCGACAACAUCGCAGCUGUGGCACAAAUGCUCGCUUCACUUAGAUAG